Ostertagia ostertagi is the source of this 885-nucleotide messenger RNA. NCBI's taxonomy places the organism in Eukaryota, Metazoa, Nematoda, Chromadorea, Rhabditida, Trichostrongylidae. The record is from the annotation of a GenBank genome assembly.
AUGGCAGAUAUUCACAGCAGCAAGUUUAACUUCUUCCAGUCACUUCUCGAUGAGCGAGCGAUCGCCGUGUUUGGAAGGAGUUCUUCUGAGCGGUUUGCGGACGUUCAUGGCUUAGCCACCAGUAGGUUGGAGGAGAGGGUCUUAGUAGUGCCUGGUGGCAAAGAUUUCACCAGUACCUGUCUGGGUGUCGGCGAGUUGCGGGAAAAAAUGAUACUCCACACCUUUGGUUCGGCUGCAAUCGCAGUCAUGCACUUGUUGUGCCUUUCAAAUGCUGAGCAUCCCGAUGCUGUCAUGCCGUCGGAUUCUGACCAAGAGUUAAAGAUCAAGCCACUUUUCGAAGCAAAAGUUGUGAACGGCUGGAGUAUCUGGCCCCAGGGUGAACGUGCAUACAAGGUCUUCGUUCAAAAAGCAACAUGGGACGAGGCAGAGGAAAUAUGCCAGCAGAACGACGCGCACUUGGCCUCUAUCGGGUCGGAAGAAGAAAACGAUUUCAUCUACAACCUAGUCAAAGACAUGCCAGGGGACUGGUUUGACGCUAUGACAUGGAUCGGAGGAAAAUAUGACUGGUUGGUGGAUGACUGGUUUUGGGUGGACGGAGCACCGCUCAGCUAUACAAACUGGAGUCCGGAUGAGCCGAAUAACUACUUAGGCAACGAGUAUUGCAUGGAGAUCGCCAUCCAACUUCCUGUAAUUCGCACCGGUGCUGGUCUCCUGCUGGCUCACAAUGGAGUACUGAUCGCUCGGUGCUGGCGCAAGGGCAAUCAAUACUCCACUAUGUACAAAGGAGGCUUUAAGUUUCCGGGGUGGUGGAAUGAUCAUCCGUGCGACACGAAAAUGCAAUCGUUUGUAUGCAGAGCAUCGAGUUUAAAGUUCCUGAAUCAAUAA